This is a messenger RNA of Eublepharis macularius, 3186 nucleotides long. RefSeq names its product zinc phosphodiesterase ELAC protein 2-like. Gene Ontology annotation, molecular function: 3'-tRNA processing endoribonuclease activity. Gene Ontology annotation, biological process: mitochondrial tRNA 3'-end processing. The record is from RefSeq and is a predicted model, not a curated record. The transcript has 24 exons. Bases 101 to 2632 code for a protein of 843 amino acids. NCBI's taxonomy places the organism in Eukaryota, Metazoa, Chordata, Lepidosauria, Squamata, Eublepharidae. Gene Ontology annotation, cellular component: mitochondrion.
CGAGCGGCGCACGCGACGGGAGUAAAGCGAGGGCUUGUCCGUGCGCGCAGCGGGUGCUCCGGCGUGGGUGCCGUUCGAGCGGUCGGAGUGCGGCGUCUGAAUGUGGAGUUGGUGGCUGCGGGCGACGGUCAGAGCCAUGUCUGGCGGGGAAGCUGCCUCCGCGCUCCGCCGCCAGCGCCAGCCCAAGGACUCGCUGCGCCACCUGCGCUUGCGGGAGAAGCGCCUGGGUGCCGCGGGAGCCUGCGGCCGCGAUGGGGCCACCACGGUCUUCGUGCAGGUGGCGGCUGCGGGCACGCGAGACGCGGGAGCAGCGCUCUAUGUCUUCUCCGAGUUCAACCGGUAUCUUUUUAAUUGUGGUGAAGGAGUGCAGCGCCUUAUGCAGGAGCACAAGUUAAAAGUGGCUCGGUUGGACAACAUCUUCCUUACCAGAAUGAACUGGGCCAAUGUUGGGGGUCUGUCUGGAAUGAUUCUUACCUUAAAAGAAACAGGAGUUCCAAAGUGUGUGCUCUCUGGACCGCCACAACUGCAAAAGUACCUGGAGGCAAUCAAAGUCUUUUCUGGCCCGCUAAGAGGAAUAGACCUAGCUGUGCGGCCUCAUUCUGAUCCAGAAUAUCAGGAUGAAACUAUGACCGUCUAUCAAGUUCCCUUGGUAGGAAGGAAGCCCAUAAAUAAUCAGAGGCUGCUUGCAGGCUCUGAAUUAGCAUUACCAGCAGAUGAGACUGACCCAACUUAUAUCUCAGGACCAGACUCUCCUGCUAAGGAAAAGCAGUGCCAACGGGAUAACCAGAGUAGAGCAUCCCCUGAUAAAAUGGAUCGUCCUCAACAAGUUGGCCAAAGGGACCCAUCUUUAGUUGUUGCAUUUGUUUGUAAGCUCCGUCCAAAGAAAGGGAGCUUUUUGGUGCUUAAAGCAAAGGAGCUUGGCUUGCCUGUUGGCACAGCAGCAAUUGCUCCUAUCAUUGCAGCUGUAAAGGAUGGAAAGAGUGUCAUGUUUGAAGGCAAAGAGAUCUUAGCUGAAGAAAUUUGCACCCCUACAGACCCAGGUGCAGUCUUCAUCGUAGUGGAGUGUCCUCAUGAAGGCUUUGUAGAUGCAGUCUGUGAAAACGCCACACUGCGAGGAUACCAAGAAGGGAAGCAGGAGAAUCCUGUGGCUUUGGUUGUCCAUAUAACCCCAGAACCUAUCUUACGGGACAGUCGGUAUAAGCAGUGGCUAGAAAGAUUUGGAGCUGAUACUCAGCACUUGAUUCUCAAUGAGAACUCCCAAUCAGUGCACAAUCUCCGCAGCCACAAAAUUCAAUCCCAGCUCAACCUCAUCCACCCAGAUAUCUUCCCGGUUCUCACCAGCUACCAGAGCAAGGAAGAAGGAGCCACAUUCAGUGUGCCUGUUGUGCGAGGAGAGUGCCUCCUCAAAUACCAGCUGAGGCCCAAGCUAGAGUGGCAGAGAGAGGCUGUUACUGCUUAUAAUUCUGCUGAGUUUAUAGCUGAAGCCCUGGAGCUGCCUAAUUUCCAAGAGAGUGUGCAGAAAUGCAGAGAGAGCUUACCAGUCAAACUGGCAUCAUCAGGAAAUGUGGAUAGCUAUCCAGAAGUUGUAUUUUUAGGAACUGGCUCUGCAGUCCCAAUGAAAAUACGGAAUGUCAGCUCAACAUUAAUAAAUAUCAGCUCCACCCAGUCUCUGAUUCUGGAUUGUGGGGAGGGAACAUUUGGCCAGCUUUGCCGCCACUAUGGAGAUGAGGUUGACCGAAUCCUCUGUAACAUUGCGGCUGUGUUUGUGUCUCAUAUACAUGCAGAUCACCAUACAGGAUUGUUGAAUAUCUUGUUGCAGAGACAUCGUGCAUUUAUGUCCCGAGGUCAGCCCUACAGCCCACUAUUACUGGUUGCUCCCACGCUGAUUAUGACAUGGCUGCAUCAGUACCAUGAUCAUUGUCAAGAAUUUCUAGGGCACAUCAACAUGAUUCCUGCCCAGUUUCUAAUGGAAGGAUGUGAUGUCUUUAAACUUAAAGCAAAGACAUUCAUUCAUUCGCUUUUGGAGAAAUAUGACUUUGCAAAGUUUCAGACAUGUGAAGUCCGGCAUUGCAAAAAUGCUUUUGCGUGUUCAGUGGUCCACAAAUCUGGGUGGAAAAUUGUCUAUUCUGGUGACACUAUGCCAUGUGAAGUUUUAGUUGAAAUGGGGAAAAAUGCUUCUCUGUUGAUUCAUGAAGCUACACUGGAGGACGGCUUAGAAGAGGAGGCAAUAGAGAAAACACACAGCACUACUUCCCAGGCCAUUGAAGUUGGAAUGAAGAUGAAUGCAGAAUUCAUCAUGCUCAAUCACUUCAGCCAGCGCUAUGCUAAAAUCCCUUUCUUCAGUGAGGAUUUCAGUGACAAAGUUGGAAUUGCAUUUGAUCACAUGCAGGUGCGUUUUGGUGAUUUUGCAGCUAUUCCAAAACUCAUCUUGCCACUGAAAGCCUUGUUUGCCGAUGAGAUAGAGGAAAUGGAAGAGCGAAGGGAGAAACGAGAGCUGCGGCUUCUCAAAGAGGCAAUAAUAGCAUCUGAGGCUCGGACUGUUACUAAGAACAAGGCACCAGCCAAAACAAAAUUGGAAGAUGGAGAGGACCGUCAUGGAGCACCGAACAAAAAACUUAAAACUGCCAACUGAGCAAAGAAACAAAUGGCUGCCUUUGUGCCUUUCUUGCUAGGGCAAGAGUGACUUGCAUGUGAUACAUGAUAUGCACAGCACUGAUGAAUUCAAAAGGUGGCAUCAGCACAUUUUUGCUCUGUCUGCUUGAAGGCCCCCUGGUAAAUUACCUGUGCUGUUUAUACGGGUGAAAUUCCUGCUGAACUUAACUGCACAGCUACCAAAAUGCACUUUUUGGCUACAGUGCCUGGAAACAAAGUCCAUCUUUACUGAUCAUCUGUCUGUUUCCUGAAAAUAGUUCAACUUUCCUUUAAAAAAACCUGACAUGAACGAGUAAAAAUUUAAGGUUUAAACAAAGGUUUGGAUACUUCAAGAGUGGAGAAGAUCUCCAUGGUAAAACAAUGCUGCUCUCCAGUCCUUCACAGUAAAAGAGGAUGUGUUGUGUGGAACUGUCUCGAAUUGAUCGUGCACCCCUCCUCAGUACUCUGGUAUUUGCAGUGGAAUUCUGUGGGUAUGCCUUGCUUUUUAAAAAAAGAAUUCAGGGAACCAGAAAGUAAAAUUUAUCCAGCAUGUUU